Micropterus salmoides (largemouth bass) is the source of this 2918-nucleotide messenger RNA. It is a transcript of the gene maptb, whose product is annotated as microtubule-associated protein tau b. Gene Ontology annotation, cellular component: neuron projection. Bases 172 to 1836 code for a protein of 554 amino acids. Gene Ontology annotation, molecular function: microtubule binding. NCBI's taxonomy places the organism in Eukaryota, Metazoa, Chordata, Actinopteri, Centrarchiformes, Centrarchidae. Gene Ontology annotation, biological process: microtubule cytoskeleton organization; neuron projection development. The transcript has 11 exons. The record is from RefSeq and is a predicted model, not a curated record.
UAUGUAUACAAAUAUAGAAGGUGUGUUUGUGUAACUUACGGAUGGUUACCAUGACAACGGCAGCCUCCUCUCCCAGCAUGCACCAGCAGCAGAGCGCUUCCCGGCACACAGCGGCAGCAGGUGGAAGUGCAGCAGGGUGGAGCAGCAGACCGACGGACAGCAGCCAGGAGGAUGAUGGAUGGAUGCACCGCCUCAGACGGCCUCAGCCAGGACGAGCAGAGCAUGAUGGGAGACCUCGACUCUGUCAGUUUUCUGGAUAAACUCCCAAAUGGAAGCAGAGUGGAGGAAGAGGAGGAGGUAAAGGAGGAGCAAGAAGAUGGAGGUGAACUGAUGAGGAACAGCUCUGAGGAGCAGCCAGAGAGGAGGGGUGAGGAGAAAGAGGAGAGAUUCAUGAUGAAGAAAGAGGAGGAAGAGGAGCAGUUAGGAGAUGAACAGACAGAAACUCCCUGCUCCUCCAUCAUAGCUCCUGCUUUACAACAGGACCAGGGAGGAGCUGACGAAGAGGAGGAGGAGGAAGUCAGAGGAGAAGAACAGAAAGAGGGAGAUAAAGAGGAGGAGGACGUGACAGAGGAGAAAAGAGUUGCGGUGAAGAAAAAGGAGGAGCAGCUCGAAGGACAAGAUGGAGAGGUGGGGAAGAAACCGAGGGAGGCUCAGACAGAAACUCCCUGCUCCUCCAUCACAGCUCCUCCUAAUGAGAGAGGAGCUGACGAAGAGGAGGAGGAAGGAACGACUGACGGAGAGAAAGAGGAGCUGAUGGAGGAGUCUUCAGAGCUCCACCCUCCCCCAGAGAUGAAUAAAAUAAUCGUUCCCAGCAGCUCAGAGAGUCCUUCUGAGAAGCAGCUGGACGUCCAGGAGGAGAAAACAAACACACAAGCACCUCCCGCCACUCCAUCCUCUAAAGACCAGGAGGUCCCUGCUGAUAAAACAAACUCUCCCCUGACCAAAGGUGUUGUCAGCAAAGAGAAGAGACGUUUGAUUUCUACUGCAGCUCUUCCCUCCAGGACCAAAGCUCCAACCACAGCAGCUGCCUCAGCGAGGAAAACCAGCACCUCCUCCUCUCCAAAAAAACCUGCUCCACCCAAGAAAACAAGUGCUCCCCCUCCUCUUAAGAAAGAAAAAGCAGCUGUGAAGGAAACAGCUGAAGAAGCUAUGAAGGCUUCCAAGACAGCAGGGGGCACCAAAGCAGCCAAGAUGAUGUCAGCCAAGAGUACAGAGUCAGUAGACGGCGUCAGCAGUCCAGGAAGCCGUUCCCCUGCCAGUCGAUCGUCUACUCCAAACAGAGACGUCAAGAAGGUAGCAGUGGUCCGGACCCCCCCCAGGUCUCCAGGCUCUGCUCGUGGACGGACACCCCCCCUCCCGUCCCACCCCAUGCCGGACCUCAGCAACGUGAAAUCAAAGGUCGGAUCCACAGAGAACCUCAAACACUCACCCGGAGGGGGCAAGGUUCAGAUCGUCCAUAAGAAGCUGGAUCUCAGUAAUGUGACAUCAAAGUGUGGCUCCAAAAGUAACAUCCACCACAAACCAGGUGGGGGGAAGCUGGAGAUUAAAUCAGAGAAGGUGGAUUUUAAAGGCGCUCAGUCUAAAAUCGGUUCUCUGGAGAACAUCACUCAUGUGCCAGGAGGAGGGAAGAAGAAGAUUGAGACUCAGAAGCUGAACUUCAGAGAGACCGCCAAAGCUCGGACCGACCACGGUGCCGACAUAGUCACCCAGCCCGACUCCUCCCCUCCUCGCCUUAGCAACACUUCCUCCCCCGGAAGCCUUAAUGCUGCUGAAGCUCCGCCCCUCAACACCCUGGCCGACCAGGUUUCGGCCUCCCUCGCCAAACAAGGCCUGUGAUCAGAUGACCCGGUGCCUGCAGACCCACCCCUCCUGUUACCAAGGAAACUGCCUGAUGGAAGAAAGAAAAAAAAAUCAUCAUUCUGCCUUUUUCCUCAUGACCUUCAUCUAAUGUCACAGCGACAGGAUUGGAGAGAUUUUAUCAGCUCAGACAGCCAAUAACAGGCGUUCAGUCAGCACUCAGCGAGGCAGGUAACCCUCCUCUGUUUCCUCCAGAGAAGAAGAGUAUCAGGGCAGCGCGUGGCUAUGCUAGCUUAGCACAAAGACUGGAAACAGGGCGAAACUGCUAGCCUGGCUCCGGGUGGUCGCAGGUGGACUCUUCUUGGUGGGCUAGGUGUUCCCCCCGUGUGCAGUCCUUAUGCUAAGCUAGCUUAAACACUUCCUGGACCUCUCUCUGUGUGAGGGUUGAACUUUUGGGCUUUGAGCUGGUUCCAGAAGUACUUGAGGAGGUUUUUGGGUGCUUGAACCCAGUCGGAGUCCUUCAGGAGGACCCUGAGGAGGUUUCAGGUGCGGCUGUGUGAUACGGACACUGAUCCUGAUAGAAACGUUUCCUCGUCACGUGACAACAGAGCUAACCCUAACCAGUCACAUGGCGACCUUCAGGCCGCCACAUGAUGAUGCUGUAGGUCUGAAACACGUCGUCUGACUUUCAGCUUAUUUCAGCUUCUGAAACACGGAGUUAGUUCCGAAAAAUCGACAUAAACUCAGGAUCAGUGAGACGGUUUGAGAAGUCCUUGAGGACGUUUACAAGUUCAGGGGGUCCAGGAGGUUUUUCCAGGAGUCCUUGAGCUAUCGUCUCAGAGAAAACAGAGAAUACGUUAACCAGCCUGGAGCUUCCUUCAUAAAAUCCCUCCAAUCACAUAAAGUCUCUCUCUCUGAUGUCACCUCUCUCAGCCAAUCAUCACCUCUUCUGUGUUUCUGAAUGCUGAUGUGCUGUAGGCCCUCGUGAUGACCCCCCCCCACCCCCACACACACUCACCAUCCCAGAAUGCAGUUUGAUACCAAACGCCAAAACCAUGUCUCACUCUCUGCUUGUGGCUGUUAAAGUGCUUUGUACCAAUAAAGUUUCUCUUGGAUCCGAA